Knipowitschia caucasica is the source of this 294-nucleotide messenger RNA. The record is from the annotation of a GenBank genome assembly. Lineage: Eukaryota; Metazoa; Chordata; Actinopteri; Gobiiformes; Gobiidae.
AUGGCGGAGCUAAUUAGCGCCCCAGCUGCUGCGCGCGCACGAGGCCGCCUGCGAGCGCGCACGGGGCCCGCUUCAAUUGAUGCGCUCUCCGGUGCCGUAAAUCAACGCGGCGAGCCCGAAGCGGCGGCGGCGGCGGUGAGGAGGUGUGUGGCGGUGGAUAAGGGGGGGACGUUUUUCAGCGCGACACCAGCUGCACCCAGGACGCUUCAUUUACACCCCAACGUGUUGGAGAGAGGCGCACUCGCACUCAUUACGGCCGCGCGCUGCUUUACGGCCCUCCCUGCGCGCCUCUAA